UUAUAUAUUUAGAACUACCAGUAGAACUAUUUAAGUCAAGAUGUUCAGUGGAAUGUUUCCUCCAAUUGCUUUGGUCUUCGUGCUCCAGUUAAUGCUGGUUUGUGAAACGACACCACGCCGGGCGAUUCGCUAUCGACCACCAAAACCCCGAUUUGAAGUGUACAAGCCAAAAGGUUUAAUUGUAUGGAUCCCUGCCGAAAAUGGUAUCACUCAGUUCUCAUUCCAUGCCAAGCUUAACCAACGCUUUUGGGAUGAUUAUGAAAGUGGUCACUGGGCCCAAACUAUCAAUCGACCUAAAGAUGGUCGAUUUGUGUUUGUCGAUCGCAAAGCGGAACUUAAGCUGGGAGACACAAUUUACUUCCGAACGAUGAUUACGCAUAACGGUGUGACGUAUCGUGGGAACCAUGGAAUUUAUGAGGUCAGCAGAUACAGCGGAAGUAAUGCAGGAGCAGGUGGGGGAAGCCGAUUCCCGUUGUCUAGUUCAACAUUGCCUCCUUUCGUUUACAAGAACAAUGAAAGGAGAACGAAAGGUGUCGAUCAGGAUGCGUACGUACCAAUGGGUCCGUUCGAUUACGAAUCGGGAGAACACCGUUCGCCACCCUUAAUUCGUACCAGAACAAUCGCAACGCAAACGAGUGAGGAAGAAAUAGGACAUAAAGAAUGUGAUAGAGCUCAAACGAUGAUCAAUGGAAGGAAGAUAUGUAGUGGAAGGCUGAUCUUUGAGGAAAACUUUGAUACUAGACUGUUGAAUCAGCAAAAGUGGCGCAUCGAGAAUCGCUUCGCCUCGGACCCCGACAACGAAUUUGUCGUGUACGCCGAUUUCCAGGAAAAUAUUCAACUACGCAAUGGAAAGCUUGUAAUAAAACCUACGUUGUUUGAGGAUAAAUUUGGCGCAGGGUCAAUUAAUACUAAGUUCAUGUUUGCUGAAGAAUGCACGGGAGUACUGAACUCUCGAGACUGCAUACGAGAUCGCCAGAUCGAUUUUGAUAUGAUUCCACCGAUACUAUCAGCACAAAUUUCGACUUACAAUUCGUUCAAGUUUAUAUACGGAAAGAUUCUCAUCAGAGCAAAACUGCCCAAAGGUGAUUGGAUAUUCCCACAACUUUACCUGAGACCAAGCAGCGAAUUUUAUGGACGGGAUGAAUACGCGUCGGGGUUGAUACGAAUUGCAUUUAUCCCCGGUGGACCCCGACUUCGAAAUCAAUUGUCUGGUGGAUUGAUAUUGAACAACGUGGAGCCUCUUCGCAGCGCCAAAAUAUGUACCCUAACUAGAACUUACAACUGGAGUGAAAAUUAUCAUCAGUUUGGCCUAAGUUGGAGCCCGCGCGGCAUUUACAUGGAAGUUGAUGGAGAGGUUUACUGUCACAUUGAACCGGAACAAGGAUUCUACAAAGAGAUAGUAUCCAGCAAGCCACAAAUUGCCAAUCUGUGGAAGCUUAGUCGAAAUCCGAUGGCUCCAUUCGAUAAAGAGUUCUACAUAAGCUUGGGUGUAGGAGUUGGCGGACACUAUGAUUUUCACGAUUUCCAAGGCAAACCGUGGAAAGAUCUGUCCGUUAAAGCAAUGCAUAGCUUUUGGAGUGCACGCGGCAACUGGUAUCCGACGUGGAAUUUGGAUAGUGCAUUACUUGUAGAUUAUAUAAAGGUGUACGCGAUUUAAUUACGAUAAAGAUUUUGAAUGUUCCUAUAAACCCAUAUAUGAUGUUAAUGUUCCCGCCACCUUUCCCUACAGAGGUUGGAGCAAGACGAGUUAUCUAAAACAUAUUAUUUUUUCCUCAGCUUUGAAAUCAGUUUAACAAAAAAAAAUUUUACAUGGAAAUUGAAAUUAAUUUUUUUUAUUUUUUUUGCAUUAUCAAAACCAAGCCAAUACUCAGUCGCCGAGUCGGUACGGUUCUGACAAGACCCUUGCAGCCAAUUGGUCCACCAGAGCAUAACUCUAUCCGCUAGCCUAGUUUUGGAUAGACAACGAAUAUCCCCAUUCAGAGAAGUGUCGAGAAAUUUUCCUUUACGAAAAAAUCCUAGACCGACCUUCCUUUGCAUCUGCGCGACGCGCGCGAGGCUCAAGAUUUUAUAUACUUUUUUUUUUAAUGUUACAAAAGAAAACAUCAAAACAAAAAAAUAAAAUAGUCCAUUAUCACCAGUAUCAUGACAGACAUAAUACUAGAACAAGAAACACUAUAUGCAAUGAACUAUCCAAACUAAGUUAUCCGCGCGUAGAAAACUUCGUCAGUUAUCUGCUAUCUGGCUCGUCAUAAAAAAAAAUCGAUUGUUAAGAAAAUACAGCUUUAAUGUGUGGAAUACAGCGCCUCUUGAAUUCUGUAAGUGUUGUUGCGCAUUUAAUAUGUCUUGUCAUCGAGUUGAAAACGUUUAUUCCUUUGAAGUACAAUGAAUUUUGGGAAACUAAUGUCAAGAAAUGGGGCGUUCUCAAUUCAUUUGCAUUUCAAGUGUUAUAUCUAUAGAAAUAAUUUCCGCUUUCAACUCGAACACACAAAUAUCGAGGCAGCAAACCGUUAACUAUAUAAAAAUCAACACCAUAGUUUGCUUCAUAGAUAACCAUUGCAGAGCGUCCAAUAUUAAAAUGAGGAGCAAAUACGUUACAUUUUAGAAUCAACCGCAUUAUUUCGUUUUGCAAGCGCUGUCAUUUCGAUAUUUGUGUAGCAUUGGCUAGAAAUAAAAUGGAAGAGCAAAAGUCUAAAUGAGGAGAGAUGACUGAUUUGUCUAGUUGCAAACAGUUAAAUCGUUUUUCAACCGACAUAAGAUUCCAUACUUCUUGGCAAUUUUCUCGAUGAUAUUGUCCAUUUAGAGAGUUGAACUUGAGUUUGUCAUCAAUAAUCACGCCAAGAUAUUCAAUCUCCUUAACGCGAUCAAUAGUCUCAUAAUCAAUUAUAAUAGAGACGUUUUCAUUUGAACAGUAGGUCAUACGGGCAUACGUUUGCCUGGUGUAUUACCUUUGCCUGGUUUUUAGUUUUGGAAUAUAUCAUUCAUAUAUUUUGCACGGGCCGGCAAAAGUUCUUCAGUUCCUCACCCUCGUUAGAUUGGGACUUCACCCCCAUUACAUUGACCUCAACAUAUUUUUUACGAAAAAUUUUUCCUCCGAUGACGUCAAUACGUAAAUACCCUCAAUCUUUCCAAGUUUCUUAUGAGAGAGAGCAUGAUGCACGAAAGCAGGGCUCAACAUUUUCGAAGACGAAACCUGAAAAUAAAUUGAUUUCAGUUGAUUUUUGCCGUGCUUUCGCCAUUGAAGAACAGUCGAGUUCAUUUCCAUUUCAGUGUCUAUUGGAAUUCACUUCUUUUUGCUUGCAGUUGCGUGUCUUAUGUAUGUUGAAUCGAAAUGUAAGCCCCGGAACUAGCAAAAACAAAAACUGAAUGACAGAGAACUUGUUUCGCAGUCAAAAUGGUUCGAAAUUUACUUUUUUUAUGGAACGGAGGUUCGAUUUGUAGCGAAGCUGUUCCUGUAGUGGACAGUCCAAUCUGUAACGAUAUUAUGAGUCGAAGCAUGCGUCAAAAAUGUACAAGUUUUUCUGGAACAGUAUGUGCCCAAAAACUGAGUUAAAAGAACAAUUGAAUAGUCAGCGAUCGUGCUGUGCAUAGAAGCAAGCUACAUUGUAGCGGAAAAAAUAUUGCUCGAUCAAAAACUGUUUGUCCGGAAGUCAAAUAUUCGAUACUUUUUGAAGGAUACUGUUUGGUUUGAGAUUUGUACAAGCACUGUUUUGUUUGCCACUCUUCAUUAUCACAUUAUCACAAUUAUCAGUUGCAGCAAUGUCAAACACGGAAAACAUUCGACUGAAAUAUGUAAGGUAACCGUACCUUGUACCGAUAGGGUCGAAGAACAGACCGAAAAAUAUUUUAGGCAUCCAAUAACUGAAUAUUUGCUUGUCGUGUUUUGUGUCGAAUAUAUUUAAUCAGUACACGUUGAUCAAAUUUUGUCUGCCAAAAAGAGUCAAAUAUUUUGCUUCGGUCAAACAGUAUAUGAGCACCCUAAAGAACAUCCCAAGCUAACCGAACAAUUUGAACUUGAGCCUGCAAGGCAAAUCGGUUCAUGACUCAACCAGAUAAAUAAAACGAAAGAAAAUUCGUGUUAUUCGAAAAACAAAUGAGAAAAUUUAAUUCUGCCUAUUUUCUGAUACACCAAGGUUUUUUUAUGCGGGAGAUACGUACCUCGUAAAAAAACCUCGUUAAUUGGAAAAUCCGCGUAAAAAAUACCGUGUUAAUUCGAAAAUCCGCGUAAAAAACCGCGUUUAUUGGAAAAUCCACGUAAAAAAACCUGAGUGUACUGAUAAUUUUCAAAGUAUAGUCAACUAAGAAAUACGUUGACGCACUCCAGACGACGAAGGCUGGGUUUACUCGCAGAUUUGGGCACUUCAAAACACA
This is a messenger RNA of Toxorhynchites rutilus septentrionalis, 4368 nucleotides long. RefSeq names its product beta-1,3-glucan-binding protein 2-like. The coding region runs from base 41 to 1657 and encodes 538 amino acids. The record is from RefSeq and is a predicted model, not a curated record. Gene Ontology annotation, biological process: carbohydrate metabolic process. Lineage: Eukaryota; Metazoa; Arthropoda; Insecta; Diptera; Culicidae. The transcript has 3 exons. Gene Ontology annotation, molecular function: hydrolase activity, hydrolyzing O-glycosyl compounds; carbohydrate binding.